Messenger RNA from Argentina anserina (silverweed cinquefoil), 3143 nucleotides. RefSeq names its product probable copper-transporting ATPase HMA5. Gene Ontology annotation, cellular component: membrane. NCBI's taxonomy places the organism in Eukaryota, Viridiplantae, Streptophyta, Magnoliopsida, Rosales, Rosaceae. The transcript has 6 exons. Gene Ontology annotation, biological process: monoatomic cation transport. Gene Ontology annotation, molecular function: copper ion binding; ATP hydrolysis activity; ATPase-coupled monoatomic cation transmembrane transporter activity. Bases 53 to 2995 code for a protein of 980 amino acids. The record is from RefSeq and is a predicted model, not a curated record.
GCCAGACAAACAAAAAGCCUCAAAGCUUGCACAGAGAGACUUCAAAUCAUUCAUGAGUUGCAUUUGCAGGGAUUGCAGGGGUGGCAUGUCACCCGGGACACCACCACACUACCCCUCGAUGCCUCGACACCCGAAAGGCACGUCUCCGGAAGCGAUGAGGAAGGCUAAGGGUUCUGAGGUGAAGGCCUUGUUCUCUGUGGUUGGAAUGACAUGUGCUGCCUGUGCCGGGUCUGUGGAGAAGGCAGUGAAGCGGCUCCCGGGGAUUCAAGAGGCCGCCGUAGACGUGUUGAAUAACACAGCCCUCGUACUGUACUAUCCCAGCUUCGUCAAUGAGGACAAAAUAUGUGAGGCUAUUGGAGAUGCUGGGUUUGAAGCCAAACUGAUUAAGCAGGAGACAAAUGACAUAACCAGGCAAGUAUGCAGAAUAAGCAUUAGUGGAAUGACUUGCACAUCUUGCUCCACCACUGUUGAAUCAGCUCUGCAAGCAAUUCAUGGAGUGCAAGGAGCUCAGGUGGCCUUAGCAACUGAAGAAGCAGAGGUUCAUUAUGACCCAAGCAUUGUUACCUCCCAUCAGCUAUUGGAAACAAUAGAGAUCACCGGAUUCGAAGCCAAAAUUAUCAGUGUAGGGGAAGACAUUAGCAAGAUAGAGCUUAAAGUUGAUGGUAUUAAGGUAGGACAGUCGAUCAGAGCAAUAGAAAAAACUCUUGAAGGACUUCCUGGCGUCCAAGACAUAGAGACAUUUCCUGAACUCAACAAGAUUUCAGUUUCUUAUAGAUCAGAUAUCGUGGGACCAAGAACCUUCAUCGAAAUCAUUGAGUCGUCAGGGUCUGCACAUUUUAAAGCAAUGGUAUAUCCUGAAGGAGAGAAGGACACUCAUAGACAGAGAGAAAUCAACCAAUACUAUAAAUUAUUUUUGUGGAGUUUGAUUUUCACAAUUCCUGUGUUUUUAACCUCCAUGGUCUUGAUGUAUAUCCCUGGAAUCAAGAAGUUGUUGGAUGCUAAAAUUGUGAAUAAGCUGAAUGUUGGUCAGAUUAUAAGGUGGGAGUUGUCCACUCCAGUGCAGUUCAUCAUAGGCAGGAGAUUCUACAUUGGAUCUUACAAAGCAUUGCGCCAUGGUUCGGCUAAUAUGGAUGUUUUGAUUGCUCUGGGAACAAAUGCAGCCUACUUCUAUUCGGUCUACAUAGUUUUAAGAUCUGCAAACUAUAAGGAUUUCAAGGGUACAGAUUUUUUUGAGACUAGUUCGAUGCUUAUUACAUUCAUCUUGCUAGGCAAGUAUUUAGAGGUUCUGGCAAAAGGCAAGACAUCUGAGGCCAUUGCAAAGCUUAUGAAUUUGGCACCAGAAACAGCAACUUUGCUGACUUUGGAUGGGGAAGGAAAUGUGAUAAAUGAGCAAGAUAUCGAUAGCAGGUUGAUACAGAAGAACGAUGUGAUCAAAACCAUUCCUGGAGCUAAAGUAGCAUGUGAUGGUCUCGUUAUGUGGGGGCAGAGUCAUGUGAAUGAAAGCAUGAUAACAGGAGAAGCAAGGCCGGUGACAAAAAGUAAGGGUGAUGCAGUAAUCGGAGGUACCGUGAAUGAGAAUGGAGUGUUGCAUAUUAAGGCAACGAAAGUUGGAGCAGAGAGUGCGCUUUCACAGAUUGUAAGGCUUGUCGAGUCUGCCCAGAUGGCUAAAGCUCCUGUACAGAAAUUUGCUGACCGCAUUUCCAAAUACUUUGUGCCCAUGGUGAUCAUACUUUCAUUUUCAACCUGGCUUGCCUGGUUCUUAGCAGGGAAGUACCAUAGCUAUCCGCGUUCUUGGAUACCAUCUUCGAUUGAUAGUUUUGAGCUUGCUCUUCAGUUUGGGAUCUCGGUUAUGGUCAUUGCAUGCCCUUGUGCUUUAGGCCUAGCAACUCCUACCGCCGUUAUGGUUGGUACUGGAGUUGGUGCAUCUCAAGGUAUACUGAUCAAAGGCGGACGUGCAUUAGAAAGCGCACAUAAGGUGAAUUGCAUUGUGUUUGACAAGACAGGAACUCUCACUGUUGGGAAGCCAGUGGUUGUCAGCACCAAAAUCUUUAAUAAAAUGCUACCUCAAGAAUUCUACGAACUUGUUGCUGCAACUGAGGUAAACAGUGAGCACCCACUAGCUAAAGCUAUUGUGGAUUAUGCCAAGAAAAUCAGAGAAGAUGAAGGGAAUCAUACCUGGCCAGAAGCAAAAAACUUCGCAUCCAUCACCGGCCAAGGAGUGAAGGCAGUUGUUCGAAAUAAGGAAAUAACUGUAGGCAACAAGAGCUUAAUGUUGGACAUAAAUAUUUCCAUUCCACCGGAGGCUGAAGUUGUACUUGCACAAGCUGAAGCAUUGGCUCAAACUGGGAUUCUAAUAGCUGUAGAUAGUGAAAUAGCAGGAAUUGUAGCAAUAUCUGAUCCACUGAAACCUAGUGCUCGAGAAGUCAUUUCCAUACUCAAGUCUAUGGGAGUUAGAAGUAUCAUGGUUACAGGUGACAAUUGGGGUACAGCCAAUUCUAUUGCCAAGGAAACGGAAAUCGAGACGGUGAUUGCAGAAGCCAAACCCCAGCACAAAGCUGAGAAAAUAAAAGAUUUGCAGGCUUCAGGCUGUACUGUGGCCAUGGUGGGAGAUGGGAUCAAUGACUCACCGGCACUCGUAGCAGCAGAUGUUGGAAUGGCAAUUGGUGCUGGCACAGACAUUGCAAUAGAGGCAGCUGACAUUGUUCUCAUGAAGAGCAACUUGGAGGAUGUUAUAACAGCCAUUCACCUUUCCCGGAAAACCUUUUCUCGUAUUCGUUUGAACUACGUUUGGGCAUUGGGUUACAAUGUGCUUGGAAUGCCGAUUGCUGCAGGGGUCCUUUUUCCUUCCACCGGGUUCAGAUUACCACCAUGGAUUGCAGGAGCUGCAAUGGCAGCAUCCUCCGUUAGUGUCGUAUGCUGUUCUCUGUUGUUGAAGAACUACAAGAGACCCAAAAAGUUGGAUGUCCUUGAGAUGCAUGAAGUAAGGGUUGAAUGAACAAAAUGCUGCUUCAGUAAUGAAUAUUUAUGUCUGUGAAGCUAGGCAGCAAGUAAAUCGAUCAGGAAAGUGUAUAGUAUAAGGAUGGUUUUGCUGCCCAUGUAUAGUACAACAUUUAUGAUAACGAAUGGGAUUUUACUUCCUGCAA